GGAGAAAGAUUCCGUUGGAACUUUGGUUCCCCCUUCACUGUUCUAUCUUCCUCUCUGGUGCAUGAUUCCUAAUCUCCGGCGACUUCUCCGAUUUCACAGUCACUAUGACUAAAAGAAAAGCAGAAGAAACGACGCCUCCUUCAUUGGAGAGCAGCAGAACUGGACAAGACUUUUUUGGCUACUUUAGAGCUCAAGUAGAAGACCUCUUGUCUCAAGAAGAGAAGAUCUCUCAUCAUAAACAUGGGGCUACUCACAAGUCUUCUACUGAAAUUAUAGGAGCUGAGUUGUCAGAUCUCAAAAACGAGAAGUUGAAUGCCUUGUUAAGGCAGUGCGUGUGGGAUUCCAUUCCAGAGGUUGAGGAGAUGCAGUCGCGUGUUGAAUCAAUGCAUCUGAUGUCUCAAUUGAGUAACAAGAAACCGUCAAUCUCACCAACAGAGACUGUGAUUCCUGAGGAUCCUACGUUUAAAGAAGUGGAGGAUGAUUUACAAUUACUUAUGAAGUCUGAUCCUGAUCUUGUUAAGGAAAUAGUGAGCAAACAUUCAACUGAUCUUCUUGCCAGACUGAACGAUACGCAGCAGCAACUUGAGAAACUACUUGACAACGUGGUCACCACAUGCAGUCUUAUCAAUAGACCUAUGAGCCGUGGAGAGAAGCGAAAACUUCAGAAAUCAAUCAAGGAGCUACCUGGACCAAAUCUUGAACGCGUUGUUGAAAUCAUCAAAAACCACUAUGUAGCUUUGGGGAGAGAAAUGCCUGAUGAUGUUACCGUCAACAUGGAGGAGGAAGACAACAUUUUGCUCUGGAGAUUGCAUUACUGUGUCGCCGCAAUCGAGAGUGCGCGGAAACUUGCUAGCUAGAUAGUACAGGUAUAUAAAUCCUUAAAUCCUUCUCUCAAGUUGUGAGUAUAUUAGGAAAGGAGAAGGAGAUAAACAUGGUAAUUUUGACUAGAAAGAUCCGACCGGUUUUGUUCAGUACAUGGAUUACAGGAAAGAAAAAACAUAUUUGGUCUAUUGUUCUGAGCUUUGAGGAUUAACAAAGAAACUGCAAGAUUGUAGUUUGCAAUUUGGAGUUUUAGUUUUUUACUACCUAUGCUUUCUACAUUUUGAAAUCCAAAUACUUUAAUGCA
Camelina sativa (false flax) is the source of this 1126-nucleotide messenger RNA. RefSeq lists its product as uncharacterized. NCBI's taxonomy places the organism in Eukaryota, Viridiplantae, Streptophyta, Magnoliopsida, Brassicales, Brassicaceae. The record is from RefSeq and is a predicted model, not a curated record.